AAACGUAGAAGAAGAAGGAGCGUUCGGAAGCAUGCUCGCCACGCGCCCCCGCCGUUCCAGCGAGAGACGCCGGGGCACCGUAGCCGGCGCCCCGCCGCUGCCGUUGCCGCCGGCCACGCCAAAAUUCCGCGCGGCGAGAACAAAAUUGGCCGACCAUGCUGUCCACGCUGCAGCUGGUGUGCUUGGUGGCGUUCGCGCUGUACCUGCUGUACUACUACACGUACGUGGUGCGCAAGCCGUGGGUCAUCUGCGGCUCGGCAAGCAUGCGCACCUUCCUGCGUGUCAACUGCGGCCCGUUGAUCGAGAACCACUUCUGGCCGCCCAUCUGGUGCAUAGGGGCAAACGCCCAGAGCCUCCUCAGCCUCGUCUGCCAGCGCUUCAUGCCGCAGCUGCCUCUGCGGCGGCAGGUGUUGACGCUUUCGGACGGCGGGACGGUGGCGCUCGACUGGAUCAACGAGCACUACCCGCCGCCGGUGGUGCUCUUCCUGACGGGCCUGUCCAGCGGCAGCCAGGUGUACUACCUGCGCACGCUGGUGCCCAUGGUGGCGCAGAUGCGUUGCCCCUGCGUGGUGCUCAACAACCGCGGCCAGGGCGGGCUGCCCCUCAACAACUACAGGCUCGUCUCCGCGCUCAGCACCGGCGACCUCGCCGAGGCGCAUCGCAGGUGGUGGCGGCAGUGCGCCGCCGCUUCCAGGGCGGCGCGGUGCUGGCCGUCGGCUACUCGAUGGGCGGCAUGCUGCUCAGCCACUACCUGCUGCAGGCCGGCGACGCGGCGCAGAUCGACGCGGGCCUGUCCAUAUCGGCGCCUUUCCAUCUGCGCACGAGCUACGAAAACCUGAUGAGCUGGUCCUCGACAUUCCUCGUCAACUUGUACCUCGCCCACUGCCUCAUGAGCCUCGUCAAGAGCAACGCCGACGUCAUGGGCGCCACCGACGUGAUCGACGUGAACCGGCUGCUGCAGUGCCGCACGCUCUACGACUUCGACAACCGCUACACGGCGCCGGUGUUCGGAUUUCGGGACGCCAUGGAGUUCUACGAGUUCGCCAGCCUCAAUGGCAAGCUGUCGACGGUGCGGCGCCCGUUGCUCUACCUGGUGGCGGCCGACGACGUCUUCGGCUCGCUGAAGACGCUGCCGGCGGCCGAAAUCGAGCAGUCUCCCUGGCUGUCCGCGAUCGUCACCCCGCGCGGCGGCCACUUGGGCUUCGUCGACGGCUGGCUGUGGCCCCGACCGCCCUUCUACUCGGAGCGCGUCGCGGCCGCGUACGUGCGCGGCCUGCUGGCACUCGCCAGGGGUCCCCUGGGACUGAAGGCUCUGCACGCGCUCGUCGACAGCGCCGUUCACUCGAGCUCGCUGUUCCAGCCGGCCAGAGAGAAGCUGAUGGCGACGUCCAUUAUGCCGCGACCGGAGGACGACGAGGUCGCUGUUGCGGCGACGCCGUCAGGCGAGAACAAACGCAACCAAGAUAUUGUGCGAACAAUGAUGAUGGUGUGACGCGAUCCUGGACGAUGCCUCGACCACCGCGGCGGCGACGGCGGCGCUUGCACGACCCGGACCUGGCGUAUAUACCGCCAAUGCUGCGCCGCAACAACUCGUGUUGAAUGUGGAAACGACAUGCAGGUCCGAGGCUUCGCUCGGUUGAUUAGAAUAUGCCACGCUCAUUGAGAAUUAAAUCAAUCGAAAUUCGGUA
This is a messenger RNA of Dermacentor albipictus, 1688 nucleotides long. It is a transcript of the gene Hydr1, whose product is annotated as phospholipase Hydr1. Gene Ontology annotation, biological process: medium-chain fatty acid biosynthetic process; medium-chain fatty acid catabolic process. Gene Ontology annotation, molecular function: acetylesterase activity; monoacylglycerol lipase activity. NCBI's taxonomy places the organism in Eukaryota, Metazoa, Arthropoda, Arachnida, Ixodida, Ixodidae. The record is from RefSeq and is a predicted model, not a curated record.